Messenger RNA from Hyaloscypha bicolor E, 756 nucleotides. RefSeq lists its product as uncharacterized. The transcript is spliced from 4 exons. Gene Ontology annotation, biological process: 'de novo' protein folding. The record is from RefSeq and is a predicted model, not a curated record. NCBI's taxonomy places the organism in Eukaryota, Fungi, Ascomycota, Leotiomycetes, Helotiales, Hyaloscyphaceae. The coding region runs from base 1 to 756 and encodes 251 amino acids. Gene Ontology annotation, cellular component: endoplasmic reticulum membrane; endoplasmic reticulum.
AUGGCCUCACUCUCCUUGCAGUCGUUACUUGUUGCAAGCGCAUACCUGUUUACCACGACGUCCGCCAUAAAUGCCGCUCUAGUUGGAACAUGGUCCACGAAAUCAGCGAAAGUGUUAACUGGUCCGGGCUUCUACAAUCCUGUUAACGACACCUUCAUUGAGCCAAGUCAUACGGGAAUCUCGUAUUCGUUCACGGCGGAUGGGUUCUAUGAGGAAGCAUACUACAGAGCCAUUUCCAAUCCUACGAAACCAUCAUGUCCCCAAGCAAUGAUGCAGUUUCAACACGGCACAUUCGUUGAGAACGCAGAUGGGUCACUGAGCUUGUCGCCCUUCUCAGUAGAUGGCCGACAAUUACAAUCAGAUCCAUGUUCGAGCAAGACAUCUACAUACACACGGUACCACCAAUCCGAAAUAAUGAAGAAAUACCAAGUCUACACAGACCCGUACACGAAGUUGACCCGUCUCGACCUCUACCAAUUCGAUGGCACACCCAUGAACCCCAUGUUCCUCGCCUUCAGUCCACCUCAGAUGCUCCCAACGGUCACAAUGAACCCGACUCCAACUACAACAUCAUCAGGAAAGAAGUCGAAGCGAACAGCGGGAGCAGGAGAAGAGAUGAAUCUGCCCCUUAAUGCGAACGCCCCGCACAUCAAGCGAGACUUUGAAAGAUCUCUUGUUCACAGAAUCGAUCUGAACAUGCUGUGGUGGGCCGGUGUAGGAAUGACGAUCUUCGGUGGAGCUGCGUAUCUAUUAUGA